AUGCCGUCCUCGCCUUCAAGACCGAGGCCUCCUGGCAGUGCCCCUGUGUCUUCUGUGAGCGACCACAGCUUCAUGAACGGUGAAGAUGCAUCAUCAAGUACCAAUGAACCUGUUCAGGAGAACCUAUUUUCACAUCAGGAGAAAAUGAUUCCUGUGUGGACUUUCAGUGCGGCUCAGGAGGCCCAAGAGCACCUGGCAUGGGUCCCGACACCCCACCCAGCAUGGAUCAAGAUGCCUCCAGCUCCAGUGAAGCAGGAGCCCAAGGUGCCUGAGGCGGCUCCGUCCCAAGAGCUUCCAGCAUUGGUUCAGACACCCCCAGUAUGGAUCAAGAUGCCUUCAGCACAUGUGAACCAGCAACCUAAGGUGUCUGAGGCUCCAGCCCAAGAGCCCCCAGCAUGGAUCAAGAUGCCUCCAGCACCAGUGAACGAGGAACCCAAGACAUCAGAGGCUCCAGCCCAAGAGCCCCCGGCAUGGAUCAAGACCCCUCCAGCACCAGUGAACGAGAAACCCAAGGUUCAUGAGACCCCAGCCCAAGAGCCCCCAGCAUGGGUUCAGACGCCACCAGCAUGGAUCAAGAUGCCUCCAGCUCCAGUGAAACAGGAGCCUAAGGUGCCUGAGACUCCAGCCCAAGAGCCCCCAACAUGGGUUCAGACGCCCCCGGCAUGGGCCCAGACACAUCCAGCAUGGAUCAAGAUGCCUCCAGCUCCAGUGAAUGAGGUACCCAAGAUGCCCAGUGUCCCUGUGUCUUCUGUGAGCGACCACAGCUUGACGAACCGGGAAGAUUCAUCAAGUCCCAAUAAACCUGUUCAGGAAAACCUAAAUUCCUAUCAGGAGAAACUUAUUCCUGUGUGGACUUUCAGCACCGCUCAGAAGUUCCAGACGCCUGAGACUCCAGCCCAAGAGCCCCCAGCAUGGGUUCAGACGCCACCGGCAUGGAUCAAGACACCUCCAGCACCAGUGAACGAGGAACCCAAAGUGCAUGAGACUCCAGCCCAAAAGCCCCCAGCUUGGGCCCAGACACGCCCAGCAUGGAUCAAGAUGCCUCCAGCUCCAGUGAACCAGGAGCCCAAGGUGCCCAGUGUCCCUGUGUGUUCUGUGUGCCAACAAGGCUUGACAAACAGUGAAGAUUCAUCAAGUCCCAAUAAACCUGUUCAGGAAAACCUAAAUUCCCAUCAGGAGAAACUUAUUCCUGUGUGGACUUUCAGCGCGGCUCAGGAGGCUCAGAAGUUCAAGACGCCUGAGGUUCCAUCCCAAGAGCUACCAGCAUGGGCCCAGACACAGCCCAAGGCUCCAGCCCAAGAGCUCCCAGCAUGGAUCAAGAUGACUCCAGCACCAGUGAACAAGGAACCCAAGACGCCCGAGGCUCCAGCCCAAGAGCCCCUAACAUGGGUUCAGACACCACCAGCAUGGAUCAAGAUGACUCCAGCUCCAGUGAACGAGGAGCCCAAGAUGCUGGAGGAUCCAGCCCAAGAGCCCCCAGCAUCGGCUAAUGGUGGUGCUACUGAGGGUCCGUCAUCAGGGCCAGAACACUACCUUGUUAUCACAGAGCCUUUGGGAUUUCAGACCCGCUAUGUGGUGUAG
Molecule: messenger RNA, 1581 nt
Organism: Alosa alosa (allis shad)
Lineage: Eukaryota; Metazoa; Chordata; Actinopteri; Clupeiformes; Clupeidae
Product: protein PELPK1-like
Exons: 2
Coding region: 1-1581 (526 amino acids)
Source: RefSeq, a predicted model, not a curated record